AUGGUGCUUGUAACAGUGCCAAAAUAUGGGGGACUUUUAAAAAUGGCGCUGUGGUGUAUUGGAAUAAUUUUGCUAUUGGGCAGUGUGAAUUCAGAAAAUUCCACGAUAUCCGAAAUAGACACAUGUGACGCGCCAGGCGUUGGCCCCUGGAGCCUCGCGCUGGAGAAUUGGGCGGUGUCCACGCCGUCUGGUAGACAUGGUCGAAUCAUGGUGCUUCCACCGUCAAAAGGCUACUACGUAACAGAACGCAUAGACACUCCCUACCUAACUCCUCCCCCACCACCCCCAUCACCACAUUUCACACCUUCAUUGUUCCAUAGCGCAAACGACCAAAUCUCAAAUCAGAUCCACAACACAACUAAAGUAGAUCAAAAGCUCUCCAGGUUAGGACUUGCACCAAGUCAAGAGCAAAAACCUACAAGUAUAGAACAAAACGAGAAAUUAACAUUAAAUUUACAAGAAGUUAACUCUGUAAGCCAUGGUCGUAUUUCGCAAUACCCGGGGUACAGUCCGUAUGGAGGCCCGCCGCCGCACGCGUCGCAGGGCUACAGAGAGUGGGAGGCACACUCUCCCCCCGGCGUGAGCAAGAUUGUGAAUCGCCCCCCGAGCCCUUAUAAGGACAAGUACAAGCCCAACUACCCGGCCAACCAGUCCCCCGGGCGGCCCGCCGGCAUCGACCGCGUGGACGAGCCGCCGCGCAAGCAGGUGUCGGAGACCGACCUGCACCUGCUGAGCGCCAUCGAGAAGCUGGUGUACCGCGCCGACCUCAUGGAGAAGCGCCUGCGCAAGGUGGAGGAGGGCCUGCACCGCCUCGUCGUCGGCAUCGAGACCAAGCCUGAUCCGUGCCCCGCCAACUACACGCGCGUGGGCGGCGCGUGUUACUGGUACGCGGCGGAGGCGCGCGACUGGAAGGGCGCGGCCACGCAGUGCCGCCAGCGCGGCGCCGCGCUGCUCGAGCUGCUGGACGCGGCGCAGGCGCGCGUGCUCAAGGCCGCGCUGCUCGCUGACGGUGACCUGCGGGGUCACGACUUCUGGACGGGCGGUCUGAACCCGGGCCUGCUGUGGAUCUGGUCGCACUCGGCGAAGCCUGUGGAGGCCAACACCACCAGCGGCGCCAGCGGCACCAGCGGCGCCAGCGACAUCCCCGGCGAGGGCCGCUGCCUGGCGCUGGCGGCGGACGCGGCGCGCGGCGCGCACGGCUACCGCGGCCGCGACUGCGCGCAGCCGCUACGCUACAUCUGCCAGAAGGAGGAGGACAAGCUGGCGCUCAGCAACGAGAUCGAGCGCGCGUCGCGGAUGCUGACCGAGAGGCGCAAGGCGAAGCUGCUCUGGGAUGAUAUCGUA
Molecule: messenger RNA, 1344 nt
Organism: Brenthis ino (lesser marbled fritillary)
Lineage: Eukaryota; Metazoa; Arthropoda; Insecta; Lepidoptera; Nymphalidae
Source: the annotation of a GenBank genome assembly